Triplophysa dalaica is the source of this 876-nucleotide messenger RNA. It is a transcript of the gene arl2, whose product is annotated as ADP-ribosylation factor-like 2. Gene Ontology annotation, biological process: protein folding. The record is from RefSeq and is a predicted model, not a curated record. Bases 133 to 687 code for a protein of 184 amino acids. Lineage: Eukaryota; Metazoa; Chordata; Actinopteri; Cypriniformes; Nemacheilidae. Gene Ontology annotation, cellular component: microtubule cytoskeleton; cytoplasm. Gene Ontology annotation, molecular function: GTPase activity; GTP binding. The transcript is spliced from 5 exons.
AGUGUGCUGCGUCAUCUCAAAUAAACACUUCCAUGUUUUCAGAAUGGCUGUGAAAGAGCGCGUGUGUUUUAUUUGUUAAAGAAUUAUUUCGCAUUUAAACCAAUUAGGGUGUUUAAGGAUAUAACAUUGACGAUGGGAUUACUCACGAUCUUGAAGAAGAUGAAGCACAAGGAGCGGGAAAUGCGACUACUGAUGCUUGGUCUUGACAAUGCUGGAAAAACAACCAUCCUGAAAAAGUUUAAUGGGGAAGAUGUCAGCACUAUUUCUCCAACGUUGGGGUUCAACAUAAAGACUCUUGAGCAUAGGGGGUUUAAUCUGAAUAUCUGGGAUGUGGGAGGUCAGAAGUCGUUGCGGUCGUACUGGAGGAAUUAUUUUGAAAGCACAGAUGGACUGGUGUGGGUAGUGGACAGUGCAGACCGAUUGAGACUGGAAGACUGCAGAAAAGAGCUGAGUGUCUUAUUACUAGAGGAGCGAUUAGGAGGAGCCACUCUGCUAGUGUUUGCCAACAAACAAGACCUGCCUGGUGCACUAUCAAAAGAUGCCAUACGAGAGGUUCUAGGCCUGGAUGACAUUAAGAUGCAUCAUUGGUGUAUAGUGGGAUGCAGUGCAGUGACUGGCGAAAAUCUGCUGACAGGCGUGGACUGGUUACUUGAUGAUAUAGCAGCUCGGAUCUUUACAUCUGACUGAGGGACUGAACAUUUCAACACAUAGGGACAAUUCAGAAGGCUCCUGUUAAACGUAUUAAUACAAAUAUAUCUUAAGAUUUAAAGUUUAGCUCCAACACAAUGUACCACUUACGGAUGAGAUAUCAUUAUACUCCUUUUUCCAUUUGCCCAGUAUAUCUACUGCAUUGUUUCAAUAAACCUGUUACCAUUA